Molecule: messenger RNA, 1489 nt
Organism: Oncorhynchus masou masou (cherry salmon)
Lineage: Eukaryota; Metazoa; Chordata; Actinopteri; Salmoniformes; Salmonidae
Product: mitogen-activated protein kinase kinase kinase 2-like
Exons: 2
Coding region: 309-635 (108 amino acids)
Biological process (GO): protein phosphorylation
Molecular function (GO): protein kinase activity; ATP binding
Source: RefSeq, a predicted model, not a curated record
AGUGUUAUAUAGUGGUUGUAUUAUAUUUGUAUUAUAUAGUGGUAGUAUUAUAGUUGUAUUAUAUAGUGAUAGUAUUAUAGUUGUAUUAUAUAGUGGUAGUAUUAUAGUUGUAUUAUAUAGUGGUAGUAUUAUAGUUGUAUUAUAUAGUGGUAGUAUUAUAAUAGUGUUAUAUAGUGGUUGUAUUAUAUAGUGGUAGUAUUUCUCUUCAUACUCUCUGUUGUCCUCUAGGUGCCAACAUCCUGAGAGACUCCACUGGCAACAUAAAGCUGGGGGACUUUGGGGCCAGUAAACGCAUCCAGACCAUCUGUAUGUCAGGAACUGGCAUCAAAUCUGUCACCGGCACGCCUUACUGGAUGAGCCCAGAAGUCAUCAACGGAGAAGGAUACGGACGCAAAGCUGAUGUCUGGUCUGUGGCGUGCACAGUGGUGGAGAUGCUUACCCAGAAGCCUCCCUGGGCGGAAUUCGAGGCCAUGGCAGCUAUCUUUAAGAUAGCCACGCAGCCCACCAAGCCCUUCCUCCCUGAGGGUGUUUCCGAGGCCGCCCGGGACUUUGUGCGCCAGGUGUUCAUAGAGGAGAAGUGGCGUCCCACGGCCGAGAACCUCCUCUCACACCCCUUCGUCCAAGGGGGGUUCUGACCCUGACCUCUAACACCCCCAGGGCCACCCUGCCUCCCAGGCCUCUCCACAGCUCCAGUCCGCCAGCUUCCAGGGCCCAGCACCACUCCACUCCAGGGCCCAGCACCACUCCACUCCAGGGCCCAGCACCACUCCACUCCAGGGCCCAGCACCAUGAUGCCAGACCUGAUCAUAACCUGAGCCCCAGUCUCUCUCCUUCACCAGCUAACUGACCCCAGACCUGAUCAUAACCUGAGCCCUAAUCUCUCCUAUAUUUUGUCUGUCUUGUGAUCAGUGGUCACCUUCUAUAUUCUGUUAAGGUUAAGAGCAAACUCUGAAAAUACAUGCCAUCUGUCAGGACUGUAAGUUAGUCAUCUAGUUUCCCUGUUGUCUUUGAGUAAUAUUCUGCUUCAAAGGGGAUUGUGAACAGUUUUUGUAAUACAUCCUAGAUGAACACUUGCAGUUACCUUAACAGUUGAUGUCUAUACUUUGACCUGAGAUAUGUACAUUUAGUUUUGUCUGAAUUGCCAAACGCCUUACAAUGACGAGUUGUAAAAUAGCAUUUAUGUACAUUUACAGAAUGACCCUGUUUCUACAACAUAGCACUCUUUCUAAUUCGGAAAGAGACUGUUGCACAUUUUAUAGCAUGUAUUCAGUAGAUGCCCCAAUGCAGGAUAAUCAACAGGAAAAAAUAGAUGCUGUAAAUAUAUUUGACAUUUUUAUAAUUUCAUAAUGAGAGAAAUGUUUUUUUUUAUUCCACUGUUUGGAGAAAAAUACCAAACAUUUGUAUUGUUGUGAAUGGUUACUCGCCGUGUAUAAGCAAGCAAUUCUCCCACGCUGACCAGCCUGUUUAAAUCCACAUAUGUGCCAUGUUU